Messenger RNA from Diorhabda carinulata, 451 nucleotides. RefSeq names its product mitochondrial import inner membrane translocase subunit tim16-like. The record is from RefSeq and is a predicted model, not a curated record. The transcript has a single exon. Gene Ontology annotation, cellular component: TIM23 mitochondrial import inner membrane translocase complex. The coding region runs from base 1 to 378 and encodes 125 amino acids. NCBI's taxonomy places the organism in Eukaryota, Metazoa, Arthropoda, Insecta, Coleoptera, Chrysomelidae. Gene Ontology annotation, biological process: protein import into mitochondrial matrix.
AUGGCUAGAUAUAUAGCACAAUUAAUAAUAGCAGGCACACAAGUUGUAGCGAGAGCUUUUGCACGAGCAGUCAAACAAGAGAUAGAAGCAUCCCAACAAGCAGCUCAAAGAUUAGGCAACGCUAAAACAAGAACUGAACGAGUAGCGAAUCAAAAAUUAGGUUUAUCUCUUGAAGAAGCUAAACAAAUAUUAAAUAUCACUAAUUUAACGAAAUCCGAAGUUGAAGAAAAGUAUCAAUCUCUGUUUAAAGCAAAUGAGAAAACAUCUUUGUACUUACAAUCUAAAUUUGUUAGAGCAAAGGAAAGACUUGAACACGAAUUAUCAACAUCAGAAACAAACAAAGAUAAUCAAUCAGAACAGGCAGACAAAAAAACGUAAUAGUAGUUAAUUUACUCUAGGUUUUAUUUAAAAUUUAGUUGUAUAGUGAUUGUUAAUUAAAAAUUUAAGAAGA